Cylicocyclus nassatus is the source of this 3205-nucleotide messenger RNA. The record is from the annotation of a GenBank genome assembly. NCBI's taxonomy places the organism in Eukaryota, Metazoa, Nematoda, Chromadorea, Rhabditida, Strongylidae.
AUGGAUAGCGGCGGAGAUCAAGUUUCCCAAUCGUCUUCGAAGACAUCCACGGAGCAGACAGCAAGGAGUUCAAAGAAAUGGUUGUAUGUGUCAGCUUGCAUUACAAUCGGUAUUCUUGUUAUCGUUAGCAUCAUAGUGAUAUUCUUACUACGCUCACCAAAAGACGAAGGAACGGAGGUGAAAGGCAAGACAAAUAUUUAUGUUCUUCCACAAGAAUACCGUCUUCCAGGAACUCUUGUACCAUCGUCAUAUGAACUCGUCCUCCAAACAUAUUUGCCAUUCUACGUGGAUAUUCCGAAAGAGAAAAAUUUGACAAUCGAUGCUGAAGUGACAAUCAAGAUGCUCGUUCACAAGCCAACAAAUGUCAUAGUCCUCAAUCAAGCAGGAAUUUCUGUAAUAAAAGAAAAAUGCAGAGCAACUUCGAAUGGCAAAGCUGUCGAUAUACAAGAGGUUGAUUUUGAUCACACUCACGAAAAGGUUAGCUUUUAUCUGCGAGAUAGUCUACCGGUGGGACAGGAAGUCAUGCUAAAGGUCCCGUACUCUGCGCCAAUAAACAAUGGAAGCAAUGGACUUUACCAAAAUCUCUACCGGGAUAGCAACAAUAAAACAAAGAUAGCAGCUGUGACUCAUGUGGAGCCGACAAGUGCCCGAAAGAUGGUCCCUUGUUUUGAUGAGCCAGAGUAUAAAGCAUUUUGGAAAGUAAAGAUAAUACAUCCUAAAGGGACCAUAGCAAUCUCAAAUGCUAAGGAAUCAGAUGUGAUAACUCAACAAGGCGGAAAAUGGACAACAUCUACGUUUGAGCCGACUCCUAUUAUGUCAUCGUAUCUUCUUGCUCUUUUAGUGUCUGAAUUUACAUAUAACCAAAUGCAAACAAACAGAGGAGUAAGAUUCCGGCUGUGGUCAGCUCCUGCUACAAAAUCGCAAAGAGAGUACGGACUGAAAGUAGCUACCACUGUAAUGGAGUCCUUCGAAAAGUACUUCGGAGUGAAUGAUGUCAUGUCAAAGCAAGAUCUAGUCGCAUUGGAAAACUUUGAAGCAGGCGCAAUGGAAAAUUGGGGAAUGAUUACGUUUAGGAAAGCCUAUUUGCUGGAUUUAUCUCAAAAGUCUCAUAAGGAUCCGCUAGAAUUCAAAAGAGAGCAGCAUGAAAGGCGAAGACAAGUCGAGACUACUGUCGCACAUGAGCUCACACACCAGUGGUUUGGCAAUUUGGUAACAUUGAGCUGGUGGGAAGAGCUUUGGCUCAAUGAAGGUUUUGCUGCAUACUUUGAAGAUGUUCGAUUACUUGGUCCCGCUGAUGAAGGAAUGGAAAUUAGCAAAGAUGAAUUUGUCGAGGAAACUGAAGAUGCCUUGGUCGAGGACGCGAGAGUUAGUGGUCGACCUAUGUCAUCCAUAAUACACGAGUUUCGAGAAAUUGGCUCUUCUUUUGACACAAUCAGCUAUAACAGGGGCGCUGCAAUCAUCGCAAUGCUCCGUGCAGUGAUAGGAAAUAAGAAUUUCCAAAAGGGAUUAACGCAUUAUCUCAAAAAAUUUUCCUUCAAAUGCACCAAAAGUGAAGACCUUUGGCAAGCGUUGUCUGAUGUAUGUGAAGGAGUCAAAGGACCAAGCGGAUCAUCUUUAGAUCUAAAGAAUUUUGGGACCCAAUGGACGAAAAUGAUGGGAUAUCCUUUGGUUACCGCAAGAUUUUCAAGCGAUACGUUGGAGAUAACACAGCAGCGGUACACGCUCAAUACUUCUAUUCAAGAACAUGAAAAAUAUCGUUCUCCUCGUCAGAGUUACAAAUGGGAUGUACCCAUAUGGCUCAAAACUAAAAAAGGCGACACUAUAUUGGAAUGGCUGAAAGCAAAUGAACCACUUCACAUAAAUUUGGGAUCUUUGCAAAUGCCAGUGGUGAUAAAUGCUCAUCGCAAUGGCUAUUAUAGACAGAAUUAUGACAGGACUGGAUGGGAGCUUAUAGCGGCGCAGUUUACACGAAAUUCGGUGUUUGAUCAGUAUACGAGAUACGUGCUUUUGAGCGAUGCAUUUUCUGCAGCUGCUAUCGGUCAGCUGGAAUACGAACUUGUAUUUAAGCUCAUUCGUUAUGCUUACACAUCCAGAAACGGUGAAAAGCAAUGGCUGCCAUGGAAAGCAAUUGUAGUCGAGAUGAUGAAAAUAUAUAGAAUGUAUCCUGGAACAAGCGAAAACGCUUUCUAUGUUAGGUUAUACAUAGAAAAAGUGUUGCGACCAAUUCUUAUUGAAAUUGGUAAGAAAUUCUUUGCUGAAGAGACAGAAUUUGCUGAACAUAUAAGAAAGCAGAACGAAUCUUUGAAGGAGCGCAUCACUGGAAGAUUAGGUUGGGAAUCAAUGAGAUGGGAAUCCAAUAGUGCUUUAAACCUUGCGGUCUCUGUUCUUGAUCUGUACUGCAGACUUGGAUCAGGAUGUUCCUCGUUGUCUCGCUCACUUUUCGAACGCGAGGUUCUUCGCCGUUGUGAUACCACUGCGAAAGCAAGUGAAUGUGUUGGGAUUCACAGCAGUUUUAGAGGAUUUGCCUACUGCCAAGGAAUCAAAGAACUGGGACUUGUUGCAUUUCAAAAAGUGAGCAAUUUCCUAAUGAUUGAAGACGAUGCAGACGAAAGAAAACGCCUUCACACAGGCCUUGGUUGCAUACAAAACGUAGAUGUUUUGGAAAGGAGACUUCUAGAAAUGCUGGACAAGAAAACUACAUACAACGACCGAGAGAUAGCAGAUGUAUUCCACAGUGCUGCAAACAAUCCACCACCACCCUCAAAUGAUUCUUUGCUUCGGUUAUGCAUUUCAAAGUGGAAAGCAUUUCAUGAAAAGUUUGCGAAGAAUCACGAAGUUUUAUCUGAUUUUAUCAAAGAUUGCAUAUCGAAAGUGCAUUCUCGUGAAGAAAUGCUGAUGAUAGAAUCGGCUCAUAAAAGCUGUUGCAUUGGUAAAAGUGACGACGUCGUUCAAGCCGGACUGGAGCUUGCUGAGUUCAGGAUCAAGUGGAUAGAAAAAUAUUCGAAGAUAGUUUCCGACUUAACGCGAGCAGAGCUGGAAAGGCUGAAAAAAAAAGAUAAUGUGAUAAAACACGAUUAUGUAGAGGUAGAGACAGAGUAUGAAGAGUUGACCUUGUAUUGACAUUGAAUUUGACGUUUAAACUACCUAAAUUCGUUCUUGCGCAAAGCACACAGCUUAUCUCUUGUUUGAAAAAAUAAAUUUAAUG